This is a messenger RNA of Marchantia polymorpha subsp. ruderalis, 384 nucleotides long. The record is from the annotation of a GenBank genome assembly. Lineage: Eukaryota; Viridiplantae; Streptophyta; Marchantiopsida; Marchantiales; Marchantiaceae.
AUGGCCGGUUGGGACGCUGGUUACCGCGCGCAGCUGGCUGGCUCGGGCGGACCGGGUUCGCCCGGUGGCGCAUUGAAGGCUCUGGCAGCAGCGCUGGUGCGAAAGGGGGAGCGCGCAGGGGUCCGAAAGCUGCAGCCGAGGCCGAGGCUACGAAAGGCGGACAGGGGGCGAGAUUGCGGGAGAUCUGCGGCCAGGCAGGCAGAGAGGCAGAGAGGCAGGCAGGCUGUGCUGUGCUCUGGUGCUCGCUGGAGAUCAUUAGCAGAAAGCGAGGAGGAGAAGGCGAAGAUCCCCUGCCUAUGGGAGCCAUCGCUUAGCGCGGAUGAAGGACGGGCCAUUGUUCCUCGCUCGCUCGCUUUGUUUACUUUUGUUUUGUUCUGUUUUUAA